AUGCAAACUGUGGAUUGGCGAGUUGGGGAAGGGAGAUGUCGGCGGAGAGAGUGCCAGACUGGCAUUUCACCUCUACAGCUGGGGAAGUCAAUUUUUACCGCCCGUCGGGGCCCCGCCCCGUUUCGCACCAUUAAUAACGGAUAUGAGAACAUUUAUUAUACCGUUGGGGCGGACAUGGAUACAAAUUUUGUACCCGUCGAGGGUCACGGAGCGGCAAAAAUAUCAUCAUCCAUCUUUUUCAAUUUCGAAAUUCGAAUGGCUUCGUCAUCACAAGUUUUUCCUUUGGUAAAGUCUAAUUAUUCAUCUUCCUCGUCAUCAUCUUCGGAAGAUGAUUCUUUUGGGGCGUUGAUUCGACAUGAUCAAGACGAAUUCUAUAAGAUUAUGAAUUCAACGAGGCCAAAGAUGGUUAAUUGUGCAAUCGAUCACUAUGAUGAGUAUAUUAAAAUCGGCGAGAGCACUGCCAUUAAAUGCUUGAAGGCAUUUUGUAAUGCUAUUGUUGCUGUGUAUACAGAGGAGUAUAUGUGCCCACCCAACGAAGCCGACAUAGCAUGGCUGCUUGAAGAAGGGGAGCAAAGAGGAUUUCCGGGUAUGCUUGGUUCUAUCGACUGUAUGCACUGGGAGAGGAAGAAUUGUCCAGGUUCACACAAUGAUAUAAAUGUAUUGGAUUAUUCCUCGGUAUUCAAUGGUAUCGUCAAUGGCCAAUUACCUCCGGUUAAUUAUGUAGUGAAUGGACAUCACUAUGUAAUGGGGUAUUACUUAUCUGAUGGUAUAUACCCUAAGUGGACAACUUUGAUGCAGACCAUCCCGCACUCAACUACUACAAAAGAAAAAUUAUUUGCUCAGCGACAAGAGGCAACAAGGAAAGAUAUGGAACGGGCUUUUAGGGUAUUGCAGAUCAAGUGA
Molecule: messenger RNA, 903 nt
Organism: Cornus florida
Lineage: Eukaryota; Viridiplantae; Streptophyta; Magnoliopsida; Cornales; Cornaceae
Exons: 4
Coding region: 1-903 (300 amino acids)
Source: RefSeq, a predicted model, not a curated record